GCGGCGGGGCCGGGUCGGGACAGGCGGCAGCGCGGAGCUGAGGGGUUCGGCUGGAAGGGGCUGAGGUCAGAUGCUGCCCACUUGCCGCUGAAGCCUCUAAAAGAUCCAGUUAGAAACCGGAUUAAGUAUUAAGGCCGGAGACCAUCUGUGAGCUCAGCCAGUAAAUCCCUGGAGCAGCGCGGUGGGUCCUUGGGGUGCGAUUCAAGGCUAUUUUGAUGCCACAAGAAAACAGUCAAGCUAUAAUGGCAGUUGAUGAACUUCAAGCCAUAAUACAAAGAUGCCAAAUUCUGGAAGAAGCUGAUUUCAAAGGAGAAGAUUUUAACCUGUUUCUGGUAGCAGGUCAGAAAUGUUUGGAAGAUGGAUAUGCAGCUCAGUUAUUAGAAGUAAUUCAAAACGAGAAAAACAAGGUUAUCAUCAAGAAUAUGGGUUGGAAUCUCAUUUCUCCUCUUGUCAGAUGUAUUUUCAUGUAUGAACAAGAAGAUGAGAAGCGAGAAUACUGCCUGAGGAUACUAGAUCAGUUGGCAGAGCUCUGCAAUCCCAAGGAACUUUUUUUGGGUUUACUUGAGCAGAUUGAGCAGACCUCUGGAGAGCAAGUGUGCCAAACUGUCAUGUUAUUGCUUCAGCCUUUGCAGACAGUGCUUUUGAAACUUCAGAACAAGAAGGCCUACUCAGUGGGUUUGUCAUUGGCCAUGAUUAUGAAUCAGCUCACUCCCUUACCUGUACCUUAUACAARACAACAAAUACAAGAAGAUAAACUUGGUCUCUGUCAAUGUUGUAAUGCAGUGGUGGACUUUGCUAAACCUUUUGUGAAUGAAGUUGUUAAAAAUAUGGAAAAGUCAUCAGAAUACAAUGAUACGGAGCUGAAAGAAGAAUUAGUAAAAUUCUGUAUGAAAAGCCUGAAAUACCCAUUAUUGACAGCUCAGCUUGAAGAACUUGAAGGCAUUGAAGAACAUCCUUUUCGGCAUUUUGCAACUGAAAUUAUAGGUAUUUUGUGGAACAUAAGAGAAUUAAUACCAUUGGUGUUUGCACAUCAUAAAGGCAAAAUGCCACCCUGGGAGAAUCAGGAGUUUGCAGACAUAGAGCAGAAGGAUUCYGCUGAUUCUUUGGCCUGUCUGUCGUAUCUGAUGUUUGUUCAGCACUUUGGUGUCGAAUGUUUUCCAAUGGUUUUUAGUCCAUCAUACCUUCUGCUAUCCAAUAUGCCGCAUAUUGAAGUGCUGCUGAAAAGAACAGAAGAAUCUAUAUUAUCUAAAGGACUUGAUCUGUUCGAGAGCUGUUUACUGAGAAUGGAAGAUAACAGCCUUCUCCAUCACUAUUUGGAAUUCAGAGACUUCAUUAAUGUACCUCAGGAUUUGGUGAAAAUUAUGACCCUUUGUCCCAUGGAGAAUAUGAGAAAGAAGAGUUUAAAUAUUUUGCAGCUGUUCAUAGACAAGUUUGACACAGAGGGAAAAUACACUUUAUUCAGGUGUUUACUGAAGACAAGCAACCAUGCUGGUGUGGAAGGAUACAUUAUUAAAAAUAUAAARGAUCAGAUUCACUUAGCGUUAAAGAAGGAAUAUGACAACAUUUGGUUUACAGGACAUCACCUGAUCUCCCUUCUAGAUUUAGUACUUUCACUUCCAGAAGGUGCUGAGACUGAUCUUCUGCAAAACUCAGACAGGAUUAUGGCAUCACUAAAUCUGCUGAGGUACUUAGUCAUUAAGGAUUGUGAAAGUGAUAAUCAAACCGGGGUAUGGACCACACUUGGCAAGAUAGAGCAGAACUUCUUAAAGCCACUGCGUGUAGGACUCAAUAUGUCCAAAGCRCAUUAUGAAGCAGAAAUAAAAAAUAAGAAAGAAAACAGAAAAGAGGCACACAGUUCUAAGACAGUUUGCUCUCUAACUGUUAGUGGGGAAAAGAUGCCUGCCAUGACUACUGGAAUGCAGCUUCAAGUUUUACACUCAGCUCUCUUCACAUUUGAUUUAAUAGAAAGUGUUCUAGCGCGAGUAGAAGAACUCAUUGAAGCGAAAACAAAAGCUGUAAUGGAUGAAAAUAGUUAAGUCAGCUGAAGUGUUUGAAUUAACAUACUCCUCACAAGAUCAUUUGGACUAUGAGACUUCAAUUACAAAGAAGGCCACCACCUGUCAAAGAAGAGCAAUUUUGAGUGGCCUCCUCCAGAAGAAUAGCAAAUACUGCUCUUCAUAAGUCUUGUUGCUGUUCUUCAUUAUUUUUGUUUGCUAUUGUUGCAUGGGAUUUGCAGAUAUGGUCUAUUUACUCGUCUUCGGAAUUUGAUGCUUUUUCUUACAUUUAGAAACUAAAUACAAGGCAGGGGUUCUACCUCUUUAGCAAGGAGGUAUGGCUGGGCAUUUAUUUUUUUUUAUUUUUCAGAAUUUGUUAGGUAAUAGUUGCUGACUGGUGUUGUGAAUUACAGAGAUUUUUAUCAAGUGACUGAAGAACCAUUAAUUAAACAGCCCUGUUUAAGCAUAAGGUAUUUUUAUUAGCGUAUUUUAAUGUUGACAAACAAGCUUCUAUGUUUGCAAACAGGACUGCAAGGUACAGAUAGAUAACAGUAUAGAAUAUACUAUCUAUAAAUAGUAAGAACACUGUGGCAAAGGAAACCAGGUUAAAAGAAAAACAUAUCAACGUUGAGCCAAAUAAGACGUUAAAACAUAGUAACAUAACAGAGAACAGUUCUGUUUAAAAARCAGUGUAAGGUUUUAUACAUACAGCUGCUUAUUCUUGGGAAGCCUGAAUUUUGGAAUUGUUUUGAUCAUCCUUAUCUUUAAUCAUACAGUUUUUCUUAAGAUACAAUAAAUAUUUUGGGAAAUUAUUUAUAAACAAUUCAGAACCAAGAUAAAAGUAAGGAUGUCUUUUCUAUAGUGCAGCUAUACCACUUUUCCCCCCUUAUAAAGUACAUUUGGUAUCAAGUAUGCUAUUUUUCACUGUAUAGUUAUUUAAUAUGAAUUUUCAUUCCAAAGGCAUAUGUUGUAUGUAGUCUUUUGAAAUGUAACUAUAUUUUUAAGAACAUUCUAUAUUUUGUUUAAAAUGUAGCC
Molecule: messenger RNA, 3029 nt
Organism: Malurus melanocephalus (red-backed fairy wren)
Lineage: Eukaryota; Metazoa; Chordata; Aves; Passeriformes; Maluridae
Gene: GLMN
Product: glomulin, FKBP associated protein
Exons: 20
Coding region: 216-2036 (606 amino acids)
Cellular component (GO): cytoplasm
Molecular function (GO): ubiquitin-protein transferase inhibitor activity
Source: RefSeq, a predicted model, not a curated record